Molecule: messenger RNA, 2432 nt
Organism: Pelecanus crispus (Dalmatian pelican)
Lineage: Eukaryota; Metazoa; Chordata; Aves; Pelecaniformes; Pelecanidae
Source: RefSeq, a predicted model, not a curated record
AUGAUUCAUUUCUGCUUUUUUUUAACAGACAAAUAUGCAGAUUUUAUAGAUGCCAAUAGAAAAGAAGAUCCUGUUGAACGUCUGAAAACACUGAAGAGACUGAUUCAUGAUUUACCUGAACAUCAUUAUGAGACUCUCAAGUUUCUUUCUGCACACCUGAAGACAGUAGCAGAGAACUCGGAAAAGAACAAGAUGGAACCAAGAAACCUGGCAAUAGUAUUUGGUCCAACACUUGUGAGGACAUCUGAUGAUAACAUGACACACAUGGUUACGCACAUGCCAGACCAAUAUAAAAUUGUAGAAACACUCAUCCAAAAACAUGACUGGUUUUUCACAGAAGAUGAUGCUGAAGAACCUCUUACAACAGUUCAGGAGGAAAACACUGUAGAAUCUCAGCCAGUGCCAAACAUAGAUCAUUUACUCACCAACAUUGGAAGAACGGGAGUAUCUCCUGGAGACGUAUCAGAUUCAGCUACUAGUGACUCAGCAAAAUCUAAGGGUUCUUGGGGUUCUGGAAAGGAUCAGUAUAGCAAGGAACUGCUUGUGUCCUCCAUUUUUGCAGCAGCUAGUCGCAAGCGGAAAAAAACAAAAGAGAAACCACAACCAAGCAGCUCAGAGGAUGAGUUGGAUAAUGUGUUUUUCAAGAAGGAGCUUGCAGAACAAUCUCGUGGUGACACAACAAAAGAGGACAUAGCUAAAGGGGAAUAUGAGAGAGAGAGAGACAUAGGGAGAAAACAGAGGAUGUUUGUCCUGAAGGAAAAAGAGAACAGCAGUAAAAAAGAUGUGAAUGUUGUAAAGGAUGAAAAGAAGACAUUAAAGAAAGAAAGUACCCUGUCAGAGGAACCUUCACUGCCUUACCAUGACAAAUGUACAAUAUCACCGAAUCUCAGCUGUCUGCAAACCACGCAGAAGAAUAACCCAAAAAUGCCUAUUUCACAAUCUUCUUCCCAGGUUGAGGAGACAGUGUCUGACUCUGGCACUAUGCUUAGCACUUCCUCCCAGGCUUCCCAGCACAGAUACUCAAGCAAAAAAGUAGCCAGCCCUGAAAUUAAACACAAUGAGUUUUUAGCAGCUGACGUCAGUUCCAUCACCUCAGAUUAUUCAACUACUUCAUCUACCAUAUAUCUAACUGGCUUAGAUGCCAGUAUGCUGAGCCCUGAGGUGCAGUCAGUGACAGAAAGCAAGGGCGAAGAUGCUGAUGAUGAAAGAAGUGAAUUGAUCAGUGAAGGGCGUCCUGUGGAGACGGACAGUGAAAGUGACUUCCCUGUCUUUGCCACCAGUGCUGCUGCUGAAAGGCUGGCCAAGGGGAAAGUUUCAGAAGUGGUAAAGACCAGUCGGAGGAACUCUGAAGAAAGCGAAAUAAGUUGUACUGAGGGAAGUUCAACACCAAAGUUAGAGAGUCGCAGACUUUUUAGCUCACACAAGCUUAUUGAAUGUGAUACACUGUCUAGGAGAAAGUCCGCACGGCACAAAACGGACAGUGAGGGUUCAGGGGAUGCAAAGAGUGAGAAGGACUUGCCUACUGUGACCAAAAUGUUUGACAUAAUGAAAAAAGGAAGAUCGACAAGCAGUUUAGCUACAUCAGCCAGAAGUGAGGCUGACAAACAAGAACCUACCUGGAGACUUAAGAUUACAGAUAGGUUAAAGCUGCGACUCAAAUCAUCUGCAGAUGACAUGUUUGGAGUUGGGAAUCAAAAAGCUAACUCUGCAGAGACUACAAAGAGAAAAAAUAUCAGGCGAAGGCAUACGCUUGGAGGACAGAGGGAUUUUGCUGAAAUAAGUGUCCUGAAUGCUUGGAAAGCUCAAGAGCCAAGUCAAAGUAGAGAGAGAGAAUCUGAGCUUUCAGCUGUGAAUCGGUUGAAGCCAAAAUGCCCAGCGCAGGACCUCUCCAUCUCAGACUGGCUUGCACGAGAACGUUUACGCACUAGCACAACUGACCUUAAUACGGGUGAAACUGGAAAGCCCAGACUUGAGAACACUAGCUUAGCAGAUGUAUCAAAGGUAGAUCUGCCUUUAUCUGCGGAGAUGCAAGCAGAUGAAGGCAGUUCUUCCAGCAGCUUGACUUUAAUUAAUAGAACACCACCUUUGGGACCAUUUCAGCCACCAGACCAGGUAAAUGGUGAAAAUUAUCAGAAUAUGAACAAAAACAACUUCAGCCCAGCAGUUGAUGCCCAUCCUCAUAAACUGUCUGGGACCCAAGUGGUUAGAUCUCGAUUCUACCAGUAUCUUUGAAAAGGGGAGAUAUGUCCACUACAGCAAUUCAUUAACUUACUGUUACACUUCCCAGUAACUGUGUGUAUGUGUGUGUGUACAUAUAUAUAUAUUUUCCUGUUGUUGUUAUGCAGCCUUCAUUUGGGCUGGUUUCACCAAUAUGCUCUGUGGAACGUCUUCACAGGGCAUUACCACAGCCAGAAGAACACUAAAGUUAAAGU